Molecule: messenger RNA, 1214 nt
Organism: Nymphalis io (European peacock)
Lineage: Eukaryota; Metazoa; Arthropoda; Insecta; Lepidoptera; Nymphalidae
Exons: 2
Coding region: 412-1161 (249 amino acids)
Biological process (GO): regulation of transcription by RNA polymerase II
Cellular component (GO): nucleus; transcription regulator complex
Source: RefSeq, a predicted model, not a curated record
GGUCCGUUCACACAGACCGGCUCGGAGAGGAGAGCAGAUUUUUAUCACGUUGGAAACAGUGUUUUGAGUGAUUGUAGUAAAGUUUAUUUUUGCAUUUGCACCUUUUUUGUCAUUAAAAAUGCCUGAACGCGCUUCGUGUGAAGUAAUAAAAGGAGCCGACCGGCUCCGCUUGCGUGCUCUUUCUCGCUCGCGCAGCCGAUCGGCUCUGAUUGCGUGCUCUUUCUCGCUUGCGCAGCCUGUCGGCUCCGAUUGCGUGCUCUUUCUCGCUCGCGCAGCCGAUGGGCUCCGAUUGCGUGCUCUUUCUCUAUCGCGUAGCCGAUCGGCUCCGAUUGCGUGCCCGCUGCGGCCGCGCCGACCGCCAUUUUGAUAGCAACAUUUGAACGUAAUAGUUGUGCGUACUUGUACGAAAAGAUGAAUGAUGAAAAAUUAAUAAUACUCGUGUCAAAAUAUGAGUGUUUAUUUGACAUAACCAAGCCAUCAUAUAGCGAUCGGAUAAUGAAAGACAAUGCAUGGGAGGAAAUUAGCAAAUGUCUCGGAAUAAGUGUGACGCAGUGCCAGGAUCGUUGGAAGAAACUGCGAGAUAACUUCAGAAAAGCCUAUUAUAACCGAAAAGGCAAGAGUGGCGAUGGUGCAACUACGUCCAAAUUGAUAAAAUUUGAAAAAGAACUUUCUUUUAUAAUACCAUUUUUUCGCAAUCGAAACCAAAUAUCUAAUGUAACAUUAUCAUCGGAUGAUUCAGAGCCUGGCACACCAAUACCACCACCAUCGACAUCAUCUAAACGUUCUGACCAUUCUGAAGUUGAAUCGCUUGCAAGUACUUCUGGCUCGAAAAAGAGACCACGCUUAAGCAAAGAUGUUGCUACGGUUUUCGAAGAGUAUCUUGAAGAAAAAAGAAAUACUACACCCCGUGACAAGGCAUUACGUAAUUUUUUUUUGUCUAUGUCAGAUACAGUGGAAACAUUCCCAAAAGAAGUCCAAGCACGAAUUAAAAGGCGCGUGUUUAACAUUGUUAAUGAAGCUGAAUUAAGUCUGUAUGAAAAUAGUACAGAUUUGAAUUAUUCUUUGUCUAUAAAUUCACCGCCAUCGACUAAUCAAUCUACUUACCUAGUGUCAAACGAAACCUUUAAACCUUUAAAAUCAUCGUGUGCACCUGAAAGUUAAGUCUAGCAUGCACUCGUCCAUACAAUUACGAAAAUCACAUUUACGAAUCCGCU